CCGGCAGCGGCACCGGCGGCAGCACCGGCGGCGGCGCCGGAGGCACCGGGAGAUUCUUUCCCGGGUCUUUCCAACCGGUUGCGCGGGGCCAUGCGGAGCCCGGCACCGGGAGGAGCCGCUGCCGGUACCGCGGAUCGCUAAGGAGGGACCCCGGAACCGGCACCGGGAGGAGCUCUGGCACCGGGCGGGGUGUGGGGGGGCGGCUCCGGGACCCGCUCCGGUACCGUCACCGUUACUGGCAGCGGCGCCGGCACCGCGGGUGGCUGCGGUCCCGCUCCCGGCAGCAUUCCCGGUGCCCGCUCCCCCCGGUGCCGGCGAUGAUGGAGCCGGUGCCGGGCUCCGGGAAGAGCCUGUCGCUGUCGCUGCCGGUGCCCCGGGAGGGCCCGGGGGCCCUGCGCCCCCCGCAGCACCUCUGGCGGCAGCCCCGCACCCCGAUCCGCAUCCGCCACCGCGGCUUCUCCGACACCGACCGGCACCGGCCCCGGCCCAUGGAGCGGGCGGAUGCCGUGGACACCGGGGACCGGCCCGGGCUGCGCAGCGCCCGCAUGUCCUGGCCCUCCUCCCUCCACGGCACCCCUGGCACCGGCAAGCGCUCGGAGGUGGAGAAUGGCCCGUGGGGAGGGGGCCCGAGCCCCCCCGAGGCCCGGGGGCUCCAGGCCGGGGCCCCCCCGGGGCAGCGCCGCGAGUCGUUCCUGUACCGCUCGGACAGCGAGUGCCCCGCCUCGCCCCGCAGCGGCUCCCGCAGCUCCUCCGUGGCCAGCGACGCCCACGCUGAGGAUUUGAUCGUCACCCCCUUUGCUCAGGUCCUGGCCAGCCUCCGCAGUGUCCGCACCAACUUCUCCAUCCUGACCAAAGCCACCACCCCCCCGGGAAGCACGCAGUCGCCCCUCGGCUCGCAGCCCCCCAAGGCCACACUGUCAGAGGACACGGCCCGGCAGUUGGCCCGGGACACGCUGGAGGAGCUCGAUUGGUGCCUGGAGCAGCUCGAGACGCUGCAGACCCACCGAGCGGUCAGCGAGAUGGCCUCCAACAAGUUCAAGCGGCUGCUGAACCGGGAGCUGACGCACUUGGCCGAGAUGAGCCGCUCGGGGAAUCAGGUGUCCGAGUUCAUCGCCAGCACCUUCCUGGACAAGCAGCCCGAGGUGGAGAUCCCCAGCCCCGGCCCCCCCGAGCGGGAGAAGCGGCGGCGGCCGCCCCCGGGCCGGGUGGGGGGGGGGGCUCGGGCGCUGCCCCCCGGCUGCAACCCCCCGCCCGUGCCCCGCUACGGCGUGGAGACCGACCGGGAGGAGCAGCUGGGCAAGGAGCUGGACAGCCUCAACCAGUGGGGCCUGAACAUCUUCCGCGUGUCCGAGUUCUCCAACAACCGCUCCCUCAGCUGCAUCAUGUUCACCGUCUUCCAGGAGCGGGACCUGGUGCGCGCCUUCGGGAUCCCGGAGCGGGCGCUGCUGGGCUACGCGCGGGCGCUGGAGCGGCACUACCACCCCGAGGUGGCGUACCACAACAGCCUGCACGCCGCCGACGUGCUGCAGUCCACACACGUCCUGCUGGCCACCCCCGCCCUGCAGGACGUGUUCACCGACCUGGAGGUUUUGGCCGCCCUCUUUGCCGCCGCCAUCCACGACGUCGACCACCCCGGGGUGUCCAACCAGUUCCUCAUCAACACCAACUCGGAGCUGGCGCUGCUCUACAACGACGAGUCGGUGCUGGAGAACCAUCACUUGGCCGUGGGCUUCAAACUGCUCCAGGAGCGCGACUGCGACAUCUUCCAGAACCUGUCCCGGCGGCAGCGCCAGGCCCUGCGCCAGAUGGUCAUCGACAUGGUGCUGGCCACGGACAUGUCCAAGCACAUGAGUCUCCUGGCUGACCUCAAGACCAUGGUGGAGACCAGGAAGGUGACGAGCUCGGGGGUCCUGCUGCUGGACAACUACACCGACCGCAUCCAGGUGCUGCGGAACAUGGUGCACUGCGCUGACCUGAGCAAUCCCACCAAACCUCUGGGGCUGUACCGGCAGUGGACGGAGCGGAUCAUGGAGGAGUUCUUCCGGCAGGGAGACCGGGAACGGGAGCGCGGCAUGGAGAUCAGCCCCAUGUGCGACAAGCACAGCGCCUCCGUGGAGAGAUCCCAGGUGGGGUUCAUCGAUUUCGUGGUGCAGCCGCUGUGGGAGGCCUGGGCCGAGCUGGUGCACCCGGACGGGCGGGAGAUGCUGCGGGCGCUGCACGAGAACCGCGAGUGGUUCCGCCUGCGGGCGCCGCCCAGCCCCGAGCCGGUACCAGCACCGGGAUCGGAACCGGGAACGGGAACAGCCCCCGGGACAGCCCGGUUCUGCUUCGAAACGGCACUGGAACCGGCACCGGGAACGGGAACAGCCCCCGGGACACCCCGGUUCUGCUUUGAAACGGCACUGGAACCGGGAAUGGAACCGGGAACGGAACCGGGAACGGGAACACCCCCCGGGACCCUCCGGAUCCACUUCGAACCGCCCCCGGGAACGGUACCAGGAUCGGCACCGGGAUCAGUACCGGGAACUCCCCCGGGAUCGGCACCGGGAACUCCCCCCGGGACCCUCCAGUUCUACUUCGAACCAGUCCCAGAGCCAUCCCCAGGACCGGGAACGGUACCGGGAACCCCCCCCGGGACCCUCCGGUUCCGAUCCGAGCCCCCCCCGGAGCCCCCCCCGGGACCGGCACCGGGAACCCCCCCGGGAGCGGGAGCGGCACCGGGACCGCCCCGGUUCCGUCUGGAGCCGCCCCCGGGGGAGGACGGGGAGGGGCGGGAACCCCCCCGGGAGGGCUGAGGGCAGAAAUUCCCGUUUUUCUUUUAUUGGAAUUAUUUUCAUUUA
Messenger RNA from Taeniopygia guttata (zebra finch), 2840 nucleotides. It is a transcript of the gene PDE4A, whose product is annotated as phosphodiesterase 4A. The record is from RefSeq and is a predicted model, not a curated record. Gene Ontology annotation, molecular function: 3',5'-cyclic-nucleotide phosphodiesterase activity. Gene Ontology annotation, biological process: signal transduction. Lineage: Eukaryota; Metazoa; Chordata; Aves; Passeriformes; Estrildidae.